Phytophthora nicotianae INRA-310 is the source of this 402-nucleotide messenger RNA. RefSeq lists its product as hypothetical. NCBI's taxonomy places the organism in Eukaryota, Oomycota, Peronosporomycetes, Peronosporales, Peronosporaceae. Bases 1 to 402 code for a protein of 133 amino acids. The transcript has 3 exons. The record is from RefSeq and is a predicted model, not a curated record.
AUGUCACUGCCAUGCGGUGUUACCAUACUGGAAGCUAAGGAAGCGCCUCUGUGGCUUGCAUCAUGCUCGCAAAAGACCACCACGAACGGAGUCUUGCAACCGGCACUGACACGUCCCGGCGAAUUCCUACGCGGCCUCGUUGCUUCCAAACAGCGGCGUGGUUGCCACUACUGUAUCGGCGCCGACAAAGGAGCGACGUCGGGUCGUCGGGUUGGUCUCACUGAGAAGAAGCCGACGCCAGGCCACCUCUCUUUGGCACCAAGCAAAUUCUCCACGCACUUCAAGCUAGCAUUGUGUGAAGGCGUUAAACAGGGCAAGUCGCUAGGACAACCAUACGACAAUCAGCAGAAGCGGGCCGGAAGUGGUCCGCCAUUUUAUUACUUCGGCAACCAAGUGAAGUGA